Cucumis sativus (cucumber) is the source of this 1572-nucleotide messenger RNA. RefSeq names its product bZIP transcription factor 60. The coding region runs from base 136 to 1191 and encodes 351 amino acids. Gene Ontology annotation, molecular function: DNA-binding transcription factor activity. Gene Ontology annotation, biological process: regulation of DNA-templated transcription. The transcript is spliced from 3 exons. The record is from RefSeq and is a predicted model, not a curated record. NCBI's taxonomy places the organism in Eukaryota, Viridiplantae, Streptophyta, Magnoliopsida, Cucurbitales, Cucurbitaceae.
CAAAUCCCAUUUGACAAUUAACCUUUUACCCCCAACCCUGACCUCCCCUUCUUUCUUCUCUUCCAACUUCUCAAAUACAUACAAUUCCCUCUCCCUCCCUCUGUAUAUACUCUCACCUUUCCUUUUUUCCCUUUAAUGGAUGAGGAUCUCCACUUCUCUGACUUAAUCGGGCAGAUUGAUUGCAACUUCUUUGAUGAAUUCCCGGAGGUGGAAUUCCCUGUUGUCCAGGACUCGGCAUCCCCCGACUCUAUUUCUUCCUGGAUCAACCAUAUAGAAAACGCCUUAUUGAAUGACGAUGAAGACAACGCCCCUUCCCUUCCUACUCCUUCUCAUGAUUUCUGUGAUAGUUUUUUGGCUGACCUUCUCGUAGACUCUCAUGAACAACCCUCCGUAAUCGACUUCGAUUCCAAUGCCUCCGACUGUGGUAACGAUUUAACCAAUUCCCAGAAAGAGGAUGUACAUAAGGUUUCUCCCGCCGCACCAACAGACGAUUGCUGUGGUAGUUUUGUGGCUGAUGUACUUGCAGAUGCACAUGGGAGGUCCUCUGGGGUUGAUGCUGUUGUCGAUGUUCUUUCCAAUGCUUCCAAUUGCGGUGAUGACUCCAACAAUUCCCAGAAGGAGAAGGUCGACGCAGCGAGCAUCGAUGAGAGUGUAGGUGAAGAUGAUGAUGCUGUCUCCAAGAAGCGAAGAAGGCAGCUGAGAAAUAGGGAUGCCGCAGUAAGAUCUAGGGAGAGGAAAAAGAUGUACGUAAAGGAUCUAGAGAUGAAGAGUAAAUUUCUUGAAGGUGAAUGCCGGAGAUUGGGGCGUUUGCUUCAGUGUUACUGUGCUGAGAAUCAAGCCUUACGCUUUAGUCUACAGAUGGGAGGUGCUUCUGGUGUUUCAAUGACCAAGCAGGAGUCUGCUGUGCUCUUGUUGGAAUCCCUGCUGUUGGGUUCCCUGCUGUGGUUAAUGGGCACCGUUUGCCUGUUCACCCUCCCUCCACUUCCACAAUCAACUCUGGAACCUGUUCCAAAAGUGAGAAUGGAAAAAGAAGGUCCAGGAAGCGCGCCUCUCAACGAGAGAGAAAAUAACAAUUCCAUAUACUCAUACUCAUCAUUACAAUCUAGGAGGUGCAAAGCGGCGAGAACAAGGAUGAAACCAAGUAUGUUGGAUGCGAUACUUGGGGCUAGUUCGGCUCUUAUUUCAAUUUAAAUGUCGUAGGAUUUAGAAGUGUAGUGUUGCUUCGAUGGUUAAGCUGGAUGGACACUGAAUGGGAUGAACAAACGAAAGGAAACAUUAUCUUAACUUUGACUUGUGUUCUAUAUUUAAUGGAAAUAGAUAUGCCAUCAUAAAGACAAACAAAUGGGGAGAAUGGAUCGGAUGCCGUAUAUUUUGCUGCUGAGUUUAUGUUAUCAUCGAAAACCAUAUAUGGUUGUCAGCUUGAAAGGGUUGCAGCCGCAGUCAUCCAUUUUAACUUAUGCUUGUUUAUUUAGAAUUGUUCCCAUAAGUUGAGAGUCGUCUAAAAUUACGGUUUCUUUCCGUCUUUAUUAAUAUUUAAUUCAACAUCUAUUUUAAAUUGAUUGAAAAAGUGAA